Solea solea (common sole) is the source of this 2654-nucleotide messenger RNA. Its product is annotated as deleted in malignant brain tumors 1 protein-like. Bases 16 to 1689 code for a protein of 557 amino acids. The transcript has 8 exons. The record is from RefSeq and is a predicted model, not a curated record. Gene Ontology annotation, cellular component: membrane. Lineage: Eukaryota; Metazoa; Chordata; Actinopteri; Pleuronectiformes; Soleidae.
GUUUCUCUCUGAACAAUGAGGAGCAGACAGCAGAGAAUCUGUGGCUUUUUGACACUCGUUUCUUAUCUGUUGACCUCAUCUCCACCCACUGCAGGUUUGGACCUGAGAUUGUCUGGUUUUGGAGCCACUCGGUGCUCGGGAAGACUGGAAAUCUUGUACAACAAUUCGUGGGGAACCGUCUGUGACGAUGGCUGGGACAUAAAGGAUGCGAGGGUGGUGUGCAGGCAGCUGGGCUGUGGUGCAGCUGUGAAGGCCACUAAGGCCGCCCGCUUUGGUCUUGGGACUGGUCCGAUCUGGCUCGACGACGUCAAAUGUUCAGGACGUGAAAAGUCACUGGACGUCUGUAAACACAAACACUUUGGAAAACAUAACUGCAAACACAGCAAGGACGCUGGCGUCGUCUGUGCGUCGAUCAGAUUAAUUGGCUCCACUAGAUGCUCUGGAAGAGUUGAGGUCUUUCACAGAGACUUCUGGGGAACAGUCUGUGACGACCGCUGGGACUUAAGCGACGCCAUGGUGGUGUGCAGACAGCUGGGCUGUGGAAUAGCGAGGGGUGCCGCUCACUCGGCCCUGUUUGGCAAGGGAGACCGGGUCAUCUGGCUCGAUGAAGUCAACUGCUCAGGAAAUGAAAAUAACAUCACAUCGUGUCCGCACAACGGGUUUAGAGUCCAUGACUGUUCAAGCAGAGAAGACGCUGGAGUCGUCUGCUCAGAUAGUCUCCCAAAGCCCAGCAUCUCUGUUGAUCCAAGUAAUCCGGUCUACUUGGGUCAGACUGUCAGCAUCAGCUGCUCAGACUCAGCUGUUCUUUCAGGUGGAACAUUUUUCCUGAAGAAGACUCGUUUACACAACGUCACAGAAAUAUUAUCUUCCAGCUCCAGCACGUUCCUCAUCUCUGAUGUGGGCUUCGAUGAUGACGGAUCGUAUCAGUGUCACUAUGAAAUAACCCUUUCAAAUCAAACUUUCACCACCAUCCCAAGUGACCCCGUCAGACUCUCUGUGACUGGGCUCUUCCCCAGUCCUGACAUUUCUAUGCACCCUGCUAGUAACAUCACAUUGGGACAGGAAGUUAACAUCACUUGUGCCAUUGCAACACACUUUCGACUGUUGGGUGGAGUCUUCAUUAUGCUGAAGUCAUCAGAAUCAGUCUUCCAGCGAGAAAUAUCAACAUCCAACUCGACCACAUUCAGGAUUGCCAAGGUGACGGCUGAUGAUGAGGGACGGUACCAGUGUGUGUAUAAGCUGAGAACGUCUCUCUCCACUCCGAGCGCUUUCGUAAUGCUGUCGCUGGUCUCUGAGGUUUCGUCGGUGGCGUCUCCCGGUGCCUCUGCGCUCGUCCUCAGAAUCUCUGCUGCGAUCCUGCCGACGCUGCUGCUGCUGCUGCUGCUGCUGGCCGUGAUUCUGCUGAUCUACAGGAGGAAAAGAACGAGCACACAGUCUGGUGGUCUCAUCUUAAGUCAACUGUCUGCCGCAUCAAAGAAAGAUGACAAGGACCACAACUAUGUGAACCUUCAUCAAAGGAGCAUCAACAAGGAGCUGAGAGAGCGAGACGGCAGCGUGGAAGAGAAGGAGACGGACGUUUAUGAGCAGCCAGAUGAAGAUCAUCACUAUGACGACGUGGGCAGACAUUCAAAUGUCCCAGAGAGUAACAGAAAAGAGGAGGAAGAAGAGAAUCCCUACAUAUCAUUUUAACAAACUGGACAUCUGUUGAGAGACAUGAGUCAAACUGAAAGACAACUGUCUGUAGUGUCCUGGAUUCUGGUGUUUGACAUAAACAGACUUAUCUGUGUGACUCACAUUGACAGCGUGAAGAAAAUCAGAAAUGUGAUUUGGAUUUCACUGGUCUUGAUGAUCUCAGAGCUCAUCCAGAAAAAAGCUCUGCUUCAUUACCCACCAAUUUUCAAUAAACUAAAGGUCUAGUGUGUAACAUUUAAUAUACAACCAAUAAAUAGGUUUGUAUAUGUUUUCACUAUUCUUUUAUAUGUACUUUAUACUUUAUGAUACCCUUGCUUUAUGUCUGGUUGCUUUAUUUGCCCUUUUUCUCUAUGGAGCGCCCCCUAGAGUUUGAGUACAACAACAUAAACACUCAUUGUCUACCACUUUAUUCUCACUGUUGUAAACCACUGACUCUCCGCACAGGCGUCAGAUACACCAGCAGUAUUUAUGGUCAACAGUUUUGUCCCCACGACUUUUAAUAAGUUUCCUCCUGCUUCGCCACUGUAGUCUCCUGACCUGCUCCCUAACAUCAGUACACACUGGACCGUAAUGUAAAGGCUUGCAAACAUUUGCAACCAAUUUGGAGUGUAAAGUGAUAGAGAAACAUCGCCCAGGGAACUUUAAAGACUUUUAUAGUUCACUGUCGAGUUUUUUCCACAGUUGAGUUGCAUCAGCGCUGUUGAAGCAGCCGCACGUGACACAGGUUUCUCCCAACGUCCUUGAUAUCCUUGUAAAAAUGUACGUCAACACGAAGAUGGAUCAAAGUGGUUAAAAAGAAAUUGUAUUGUGUAUUGUGAGGAGAUGCCUCCACAUGAAUGGAUUCACCUGUAAUGUGUACGUUAUAGAUCACAUUUACACUUUUUUAAGUUCUCCCCAAACACAUGUAUGCUUGCAUCUUUGUUGCUUGUGCACGUGUUGAGAAAAUAAAGUGUGAGAAAUGA